AGACAACCGAUGAUGGGCAACCCAUGGCCGAUCGCGAAGCCAAUCGCCAGCAGACCGAUUCCAGUGCAGCAUCAGCAUUUGCAGCAUCUUCUCGCGCAUUGUCACCAUCCCUAUCUAGCUGUACGACCGACGCAAGCGCAUACACAAGUCUUUCCCCUUCCUGGAGGAUUCCCCUGGGCGCAUAGUUCGAGAGGUAAACCACGACGUGGUAUGAUGCGACGCGCUGUCUUCUCAGAUCUGCAACGAAAAGGUUUGGAGAAACGCUUCCAGGUCCAGAAGUAUAUCUCCAAGCCAGACCGGAAGAAGUUAGCAGAGAAAUUAGGCUUGAAGGACAGUCAGGUAAAAAUUUGGUUCCAAAAUCGUCGCAUGAAAUGGCGCAACUCUAAAGAACGCGAGCUCUUAGCUUCGGGCGGUUCAAGAGAACAGACUUUACCCAACAAGAACAACCCACAUCCAGAUCUAUCCGAUGCUGAGGCUGAUAAAUCCAAAAUGUCUCCACUUUCCCCAAUAAAUGAAGACCAGUGUGAUGAAAAGAACAAAAUGUUCGCGCCAUCUUCCAGUCAAAAUGACAGUUACCGUUAUGAAGACAAAAUGGCGACUGGUCAAAUGUUUCCCCGCGAAAAUUAUUCGAACAUGGAGGACGGUGAUGAUUUUGACAGUGACGCGAGCGCCUCUGACGAAGAAAUAAAUGUAACAUGA
Molecule: messenger RNA, 699 nt
Organism: Papilio xuthus (Asian swallowtail)
Lineage: Eukaryota; Metazoa; Arthropoda; Insecta; Lepidoptera; Papilionidae
Gene: Dbx
Product: homeobox protein Dbx
Exons: 4
Coding region: 10-699 (229 amino acids)
Biological process (GO): regulation of transcription by RNA polymerase II
Molecular function (GO): DNA binding; DNA-binding transcription factor activity, RNA polymerase II-specific
Source: RefSeq, a predicted model, not a curated record